AUGUUCGCACGACAGGCUCUCCAGCUUUCGAGCCGCGCGAGAUAUUUCAGCGCGACCGCCGCUCGGCCCGCCGCGGAAGUGAAGAGGUUGGGUGUUGUAGGCGCGGGACAGAUGGGCCUCGGUAUUGCGCUGGUUGCAGCUCAGAAGGCCCAGGUGCCAGUAACACUGGUUGACUCGUCACAAGCCUCCCUGGACAAGGGAUUGGCCUUUGCAGAGAAACUCCUUGCCAAGGACGUCUCCAAGCAGCGCAUCACCCAGGAGCAGGCCGACGCCGCCCGAGCCCUGCUCCAGCCCACCACCUCCAUCGACGACCUCUCCUCGGCCGACUUCGUCAUCGAGGCCGUACCCGAGGUCCCCCAGCUCAAGUUUGACGUCUUCGCCAAGCUCGCCCAAAUCUGCCCCAAACACGCCAUCCUGGCUACUAACACCUCAUCCAUCUCCAUCACCCGCAUCGCAGCCUCCACCACGGCCGGCAACCCGAACGACACCACCAGCAGCUCGCGCGUGGUUGCCACCCACUUCAUGAACCCCGUCCCUGUGCAAAAGGGAGUGGAAAUAAUCUCUGGUCUUCAAACCUCUCCUAAGACCCUCGAGAUUGCCGUGGCGUUCUGCAAGCAACUCGGCAAGAUCACGUCCGUCUCGGCCGACUCCCCGGGCUUCCUCGCCAACCGCAUCUUGAUGCCCUACAUUAACGAGGCCAUCAUCUGCCUCGAGACCGGCGUCGGCAACCGCGAUUCCAUCGACAGCAUCAUGAAGAAUGGUACCAAUGUGCCCAUGGGCCCGCUGCAGCUCGCCGACUUCAUCGGCUUGGAUACCUGCCUGGCCAUCAUGAAGGUGCUGCACACCGAGACGGGUGACUCAAAGUACCGGCCGAGCGUGCUGCUCAAGAAUAUGGUCGAUGCUGGCUGGCUGGGCAAGAAAAGCGGCAAGGGCUUCUACGAUUACUAG
Parathielavia appendiculata is the source of this 948-nucleotide messenger RNA. RefSeq lists its product as uncharacterized. Gene Ontology annotation, molecular function: NAD+ binding; oxidoreductase activity, acting on the CH-OH group of donors, NAD or NADP as acceptor. Lineage: Eukaryota; Fungi; Ascomycota; Sordariomycetes; Sordariales; Chaetomiaceae. Gene Ontology annotation, biological process: fatty acid metabolic process. Bases 1 to 948 code for a protein of 315 amino acids. The record is from RefSeq and is a predicted model, not a curated record. The transcript has 3 exons.